This is a messenger RNA of Drosophila rhopaloa, 3250 nucleotides long. RefSeq lists its product as uncharacterized. The transcript has 9 exons. The record is from RefSeq and is a predicted model, not a curated record. The coding region runs from base 895 to 2487 and encodes 530 amino acids. Gene Ontology annotation, biological process: G protein-coupled receptor signaling pathway. Gene Ontology annotation, cellular component: membrane. Gene Ontology annotation, molecular function: G protein-coupled receptor activity. NCBI's taxonomy places the organism in Eukaryota, Metazoa, Arthropoda, Insecta, Diptera, Drosophilidae.
UCGUAUGAUGAUGAUCUUUUCUUAUUUUCUGAGUUGGGAUCCCACACGCCCUCUCGCCCUCUCGCUCGCACACCUGCCCGAAGUCCGGCCACAUAUCCGCUAUAGCCGAUCGGGCGAUUCAGUCUCCUCGCGAUGCUCUGGCGUGAUCUUUGCCAAUCCGAUACGAUCCCACCUUUGUCUCGCUCUUUUCACAUUUCGGGUGUGUGUGUGUGCUGUUAAACAUAAUUUUUUUGUAUUUUUUUUUAUGCGAUGUAAAAAAUUACCACUUUAAAUAUAUGUGAAAUAAGAUGCAAUACAUUUUGUAGAUCAAAGUAUCUGAUAAAUCAAAUGAGUGUUUAAAAAUUAUAAUAAAGAUCAUUUCAUAAAAAAUUUGUAUAAAACUUAAAAGUUCUUAUUAAAAUUGAAGUAAAGAGCACACUACUAAGAAAAUUUAAUUUUAACAUUGAUACAGAUUUAUAUUUCAAAUAUGUACUGCAAAAGUAUGGAAAAUUUUAAAAUGAAAUCCCAUAAAAAUAUGUGAAAAUGUUUGAAUAACAUUAAUUAAUACUCAGUACCCAAACACACAAAAGCAUCUUUAAUUGAUGGAUUUGCUGGCAUGACCAAAAUAUAAUUAGCAGCAAAACAAAGUCGGCGAAAAUCACCAGCCAACAAAACAUUAAAACAACUCGAUUAUUCCAGUGGGCGUGGCAGUGGGCGUUUGUGGAUGUGUGUGUUUGUUUUGGCUGCUGACAAAAGUGCAAUUGGAAUCGGAUCCGAGUGGAGAAUCAGAAAAUCGGGGAAAACGCAACCGAUACGGGCCAAACUCAAGUGGCCAGGAUAGGCGGCUAAAAGGAGGCGGAGGAGGCUGAGGAGGCGGGCGGGGAAGGCGUGGCAGGACCUCUGUCAGUGGCGACAAUGGAGGUGGCAGCGACGCUGGGAAAUGCGACUGUUGGCGAAAUGUUUUCGGAUGCGGAUAUGGCGGAAGUGCGGCAUGUUGUCCAACGCAUUUUGGUGCCGUGCGUUUUUGUUAUUGGACUAUUGGGAAAUUCAGUGAGCAUUUAUGUUUUGACGCGAAAGCGCAUGAGGUGCACCACGAACAUUUAUCUAACGGCUUUGGCCAUCACGGACAUUGCGUACCUGACCUGUCAAUUAAUCCUAUCACUCCAGCACUACGACUACCCCAAGUACCACUUUGAAAUUUACUAUCAAUUGUUUGGCUAUUUCGUCUGGCUGUGCGACAGUUUCGGUUACAUCUCGAUUUACAUAGCCGUGUGCUUCACCAUCGAGCGAUUCAUAGCGAUACGUUAUCCGCUCAAGAGACAAACAUUCUGCACGGAAUCGCUGGCCAAGAAGGUGAUAGCAGCCGUGGCUCUCUUUUGUCUGCUGUCCACGCUCUCGACGGCAUUCGAGCACACAAUUACGGUCGGUUAUAAGCUGAUUGAUGACGCCUACCAGCCGUGCAACCUAACGGAGGCCAACAUCUCGCCCACGCCCCCGGCCCCGCCCUUCGCCGUGGCCACGCCCCCACUGGCCACGCCCCCGCGGCCCACGCCGGCGACCAUUUCGCAGGACUUCACCACGGAGUCGACGACCGCCGGUAGCUCCAAUCUGCUCGUCGACUGGGGAAGUGGCAGCGGCGAUGGAGAACCAGAUAACAUUCCACGACAUCGCCGGCACUGGCAGUCAUCUGGAUUUGUGACGCUUCCCAAUUUGAGGAAAACGCUGGAGGAACAGGAUCAGGAUCAGGAGGUGGAAGAAGGAGAGCAGGGGUCAAGGGUCACCGAGAGUUUGCUGCAGUUGUUGCGUCGCAAGCGAAACAACAACAUCAACAACACGGAUGCAUUCGCAUUUAAUGUAACGGAAUACUGUCAAAAUGUGACUAUUUACAAUCAUGGAACUUCGGCGCUGGCCAACGAUGAGCUGUAUAGUAAUCUGUGGAAUUUGUUUACACUGCUGGUUUUCGUAGUGUUUCCCCUACUUUUAUUGGCCACCUUCAACUCAUUUCUCAUUCUACUGGUGCAUCGUUCGAAGAGUCUGCGUGGGGAUCUGACCAACGCGAGUAGCAUAAGGCGAACAAAACGUAAAUCAAACUCCGGGCUAAAAGGCAGCGUAUCGCAGGAAAAUCGAGUGACGAUUACAUUAAUUGCGGUGGUGCUAAUGUUCAUAGUUUGUCAACUGCCUUGGGCUAUUUAUUUGGUACUAUCCCAGUACAUGAACUUCCAACUGGGAACUCAGGUUGUGGCGGGAAAUGUGUGCAACCUUCUGGCCUCUUUACAUGCAGCCUCCAAUUUUUUCUUAUACUGUGUGCUGUCCGAUAAAUAUCGAAAGACGGUGCGCGAACUAAUUACAGGAUAUCGCUAUAGGCGUCGACACAUCCGGAAUAACACGAGUCUUUAUGUGCCCCAAACGACGACUACACUGACCCAAAUAAAUGGUGACCACUAUGGUAGUAAUUAUGGCGGAGCUGGGAGUCGUCGGAGUCGCAAUACAAGUCGCCUGAUAACGUAAAUAGCCGAGGAUAUAUGCUAUUAUAUAUUAAAUAUGCUGGUUGAGCUCCAUGAGAAGCGUUGAGCUUCCGAAUCGCAGGACUAAAAAGGCUUUAAAUUUGCCAGCAAAUCACAGGGAAUCACAAGUGACUCGGUUUCGAAUCACAAGUGAUUCGGUUUCGUAUCAAACGUGAUUCGAUUCAAGCGUGAUAAGCAGAAAAUUGAAUUUGUUAUAUCAAUCGAUAUCUAUGUAUAUCGCUCUCUUUAUAUAUAUAUUUAUAUAUACUACAUAACAUACAUUGUGCCAUAAUGUGAUGAUUAUAGAUUUAUGCUAGUUAACCUAAACGUAAUUGUUGUCCUAAGUACUAAACGCAUCAAAUCAAAUACACGCAAUACACACACACACAAAUAAACAAAGAGAGUUUGCUAUUAGCCCGUCCCACAGGGCGUAUGAAUAACCCACCGAUGCAUAUUAAUUUGGUGCGCCACGUAUCGCUGAAUAUCGGGGGUCCGCAGUCAAAUGUCCUGCAAGACUGCGGCUGGCCAAAAAGGACAAAGGCCGGUGGAAAAAAAACUGGGAGCCAAUGAAGCAACAGGAAAGGAAACAGAACAUUCUAAUUGCCAAAGUCGACGUUUCAAGUUCUCUUUAGCAAAAGAGCUUAAUUUAUAAUUAUUUUUUUUGUAUUUGAAUUAACGUAGACAAAUGUAAGACAUUUAAAGAAGAAAGUAAGAUUGUUAUAUAUUAUAUUAUAUUUAUUAUGAUCUAGAUGAUCUAUACACAAAAA